This is a messenger RNA of Xyrauchen texanus (razorback sucker), 3594 nucleotides long. It is a transcript of the gene ftr92, whose product is annotated as finTRIM family, member 92. Lineage: Eukaryota; Metazoa; Chordata; Actinopteri; Cypriniformes; Catostomidae. The transcript has 6 exons. Gene Ontology annotation, molecular function: zinc ion binding; protein binding. The record is from RefSeq and is a predicted model, not a curated record. The coding region runs from base 62 to 1981 and encodes 639 amino acids.
UGCACGCACGCACACAUACACGCACGCACACAUACAUGCACGCACACAUACACACACGCACAUGCAAACAUUAUCAAACUGGUCGGGUGUCAUAACAGAGCCCCGCCCUCACAGACACAUGAGGAAGUCAGGAGAAACGAAACUAAAGUACUCCAUGGAAAUGGCAGACCAGCAGGACCCACGCAUAUGCUCCGUUUGCCUACAGGACCUGCAGGAGAACAUCUGCCCUCGGUGUCAACAGACUUCCACAUCUGGGACAGAUCAGGAUGAAUCUAUUGCAUCAGUUGCAGAGAUUCUGGAGAGGACGGGACUUCAGAGUGACAACUCUGUGGAUGUCCCAACUGAAACUGGAGACGUGGAGUGUGACUCCUGCACGGUGAAUAAAGGGAAAGCUAUUAAAUCAUGUCUGGUGUGUUUGGCCUCUUACUGCGAUACUCACCUCAGGAUACACAAUGACCUGAACGCAGGGAAGACACACUGUCUAGUGGACGUCACGGGACAUCUGCGGGGAAAGAUGUGCUCCAAACAUGAGAAACUUCUGGAGGUUUUGUGCCGCACUGACCAGCAGUGUAUUUGUUACCUCUGCAUGCUGGACGACCACAAAGGACACGAUGUAGUCUCGGUCGCCAUGGGGCGAGAAGAGAAACAGAGGCAGCUGGAAAAGUCCAAACAGAAGGUUACGGCUCGAGAGAAUGAGUUGAAGGAAAUGAAGAAGGCUGCAAAUGUCCUCCGGAACCUGAGUCAGGCGACAGAGGAAGAAGGUGACAGGAUCAUAACCGAACUUCUCAGCUUUAUACGGAGGAGCCGCACAGAGAUGAUUGAGCUGAUCCAAACUCGGAUGACCAAUGAGAUGGACCGAAUCCAUGGACACAUGGAAGGUCUGGAACAGGAGAUCUCGGAGCUAACGAGGAAACAGUCCGAGCUAGAGCAACUUUCACACACUGACGAUCACAUCCAUUUCCUUCAGGAGGUCCAGUCUCGCUGGUCCAGUUCUCAGUCUGAGGACUUCCCCAUCCUGACCGCUAAUCCGCAGUUCUCUUUCGGAGAAGUCAUCAAAUCGCUCUUUUCACUAACUGCACAAAUAGAGGGCAUUUGGACACUGGAGACAAGCAGGAUAUGCUCUGCAGUGAAAUCUGAGAAGAUCUUACUGCCCUCCGAACCCAAGACGAGGGAGGACUUCCUCCAAUACCUUGUACCGUUGAGUCUGGAUCCAAACACGGCCCACAGGAACCUCUGCUUAUCUGAGCAGAACCAUGCAGUGGCCUGCAUUGAUGAGCCUCAGCCAUACCCAGAACAUCCGGACCGUUUUGAAUGGUGGGCCCAGGUGCUGAGCAAGGAGGGUUUGACUGGACGCCACUACUGGGAGGCUACUUGGAGCGGUCAAUACGGUGUCGACAUUGCAGUCACUUACAAAGACAUCAACAGAACUGGGCAAGACGAUGCCAGCGGGUUUGGAUUCAACAGACACUCGUGGAGUUUGGACUGUUCCAUAUUCAGAUACGCACUAGUGCACGAUGACUUGGAGACCGAGAUCGCUGUACCCUUGUCCCACCGGAUCGGGGUGUAUCUGGACCACAGAGCAGGACUUCUGUCCUUCUACAGCGUCUCCGACUCCAUGAUCCUCCUGCACAGAGUUCAGACCAGGUUCACCCAACCUCUAUAUCCAGGAUUCGGACUCUUUCAGGGCUCGACUGCGAAGUUUUGUGGUCCGGACAAACAAGCCUCGACAGAUGCAACUGAGAGACGUUUACAUCUACAGAGACCGAAAUUACAUUCACAAAGACGACGAAUACAUUCACAGAAACCCAAGAAUAACACAAAAAUCGGUUUUACUCCAAACGACACAAAAAUAACAGUCAAGAGAGGCAAGAGGCAAAAAAAACAAACAUGUAAAGAGGGCGGUAUUUGGUGUGCAAACAUGGAAAAUACAGGAUUCACAGCUGAAGAUGGUGAAGAAUUACAAAAGUCAGAACUGCGUUGAACUAAAGUUAAACCAUAAAACAUAACAGGAAAUGUGUUCUUUGCAUAUAGUUUUUUGUUAACGUGACACUUUAGAGAAUCUAUUUUAAAGGUACUGUUCGGCAAUGACUAAGCUGCUUGAUUUAAAGCUGAACGGUGUAAUUUCUGCACCACUAGCGUCACCAAAUAAACAGUUUUCAAACACUGUCCCUGUUGAUCGAACAAACCGAUAAUCCCACCCCCAUAGAAACAAAGCUGUUGUGUUGGGCUCAAAACAGAACGAUUUUUAUAGCCCCGCAGUGACAUCGUGUUUACAGUUUGAGGACAUUUACCAUCUUAUAACUUACUUGUAGUUAAUCGUCUCUGCUUCAUAAGCAUUAUAUUUUAGCACUGUAAAGUUACACAUUUCACACACUUAUCCAGAGCAACUAAGAAAAAUGCUUUAGUUUCACAUAUGAGACUAUGCGUUCACGUCAUGUCGGGAUGACUAGGUGCGUCCCAACCACAUACUUCUGCCCUAUUCUUCGGCAAUUUGUUGCGCGAAAAGCAAAAAGAAGUGUGCUUAAAGUACCCGGAUGAUGCACUUUUUCAACCAUCAAAACGGGGUGCGGAUUGUAGGACACGUCAUGCACUCAGCGUACGCCGUACUUGCCAUAGAUAGAGGAAAGGGGCGGAGUUAUCUGGCUAUGCUGCUGAUCUGACAAAACAAUUAUAAAUAAUGAAGAAUGUAGCAGCUAGAGAAACCGCACCUUACAAAUGUGAGUUGAACGCUUCACCGUCACCACAAGCUGUGUGAAUCUGUACGUUGUUUAAUAUACAAGUGUUGAACUGAGGUUGGCUAAUGCUAAAGCUAGCGGAAACACAUCACGUGCGUUUGAAAUGUCACUUGCUUCAGCUGUUAAAUGCCGAAUGCUUCCGUGUAGUAAAAAAAACAUUAAGAGUUCCAUUUGGGACGAUACUACACUUUUAUCUUUCUCUCCCCAAUUUUUAAUUCCCAAUGCGCUUCAAGUCCUCGUGGUGGCGUAGCGACUCGCCUCAAUCUGGGUGGCGGAGGACGAAUCUCAGUUGCCUCCGUAUCCGAGACCAUCAAUCCGCGCAUCUUAUCACGUGACUUGUUGAGCGCGUUACCGUGGAGAUGUAGCAUGCAUGAAGGCUUCAUGACAUCCACCGCGGCAUUCACGCACAACUCACCACACGCUCCGCCAAAAGCGAGAACCACAUUAUAGCGACCACGAGGAGGUUACCUCAUAUGACUCUACCCUUCCUAGCAACCGGGCCAAUUUGGUUGCUUAGGAGACCUGACUGGAGUCACUUAGCAUGCCCUAGGACUUUGUUGUUGAUGACAGCAUGGCCGUAGCAAGGUAUUCUGGACCCCCUGACUGUAUACUGGUCAGGGCCCCUUUCCUAUUAAAAAAGAAAGUUUAGAAUUUGUUGCGGGAACCCCCUGAACCCGUGGACUCCUAGAAUCGUUACCAUCUUUCCCCCCACUAGCUAGGAGCCUAAUGACAAACAUAUUUAAUCUCUACAUUAAUUCACCUCUAUAUGUUCAUGCAAAAUAUACCCGAUGAGGUAACAAACAACAGAAGCAUAAAAUUCUGUUUCAGACGAAGACAUGAACGUUCAUGUACAACUUCA